Williopsis jadinii is the source of this 996-nucleotide messenger RNA. RefSeq names its product Mum3p (gene MUM3). The record is from RefSeq and is a predicted model, not a curated record. Gene Ontology annotation, molecular function: acyltransferase activity. NCBI's taxonomy places the organism in Eukaryota, Fungi, Ascomycota, Saccharomycetes, Phaffomycetales, Wickerhamomycetaceae. Bases 1 to 996 code for a protein of 331 amino acids. The transcript has a single exon. Gene Ontology annotation, cellular component: endomembrane system.
AUGAGCCGUAGACUGUUAUCACUAGAGAUACUAGGCGACAUUGGCAUACACCCGGUGCCACUGGAGCUUUCAAUAUCAAACGUGUCGAAAGGAUUGAUGCUUGUUAUGGUGUUUCUUGUGUAUCUCAUGUUGGAAGCUCAGAUGACAGCGUGGUGGUAUAUAUUGUUCAUGAUACCGGAGAGCACGAUGUGCACUGUGAAGGAUUCCAUGGUUGACGUGUUUUGGACUCUGUUGAUAUAUUUGAUCAACAAGAGGAAGAUCAAAAUCGUUGUGAGUGGUGUCAACUUGAAAGAUGCCGAGGUUCACGAGGCGUUGAAGAACUGUGUGGUUGUGUCGAACCACAAGUCGCUCUUUGACUAUAUGUUGUUGUACUACUUGAAGACGCUUGUGGAGAAGGCAACGAUGGAGAGGAUAUCGUUGAGCUUCUUUACGUGGAAUUCUCUUUGGAAAGGACCCAGUUUAAAGCUCCUUUGGAACGUAUUCAACAACGAUGAAAAUUGGCAGAUGAGUCCCAUGGACUUGGAGCGAGAGCUAACGACCCUAAAGAGGCAGAGAAGCUGUGGUGUUAAUAGUUGGAUCGCCCAUUUUCCAGAGGUCAAUAUCGUCACUGAUAGGAGCCUAUCGUUACAGAAUCAACAGCUGGAGCAGCACUACCUUCCACAGUUCAACAAUCUACUCUACCCAAGGUUCAACAACUUUACCAACUUGAUCAAAUCUAUAGGGAAAGGUGUCUCUUAUUCAUAUUUGAAGACAUUUGUUGGCAUAACCAUCUUGUACUACAACCCAAUGAAGAAUUGUUUUACAAACCCUACGCUCUUUGAAAUCUUGACGUUGAAACAGCCUGUAUUCAUCAUUGACGUGGAUAUCCGAUUGAGGCCCUUGAACAAGUUGCCAUUGAAAGAGGGGAAGUUGCAGAAGUGGUUGGAGAAUGAAUGGAUAGAAAAGGAUAAGAUACUCGAAGCUAUGCAGAAACAGUUAAAGCUUAACGUUGAUUGA